GUAGGCAACGUGCAAAAAGCGACUUUACUCCACGGGCGCCGCGCGGCUGUCCAGCUUUUGAACAGAUGUCUGACAAGGAUUGCCACACUGUGAUCUUACCUGAACAUGCCAGUGAGGCCCAGAGCCCAUUGAACAGCCUGCCCAGAAACCCCGGUGCAGACUCUGAGCAGGCCAAUGGACCCCAGGGAUGGGUGGAGGAUGCUGGGACCAGAGAGGAGAAGUCUGCCACAGAGAACAGCAGCAGCAGCCUGGCAACUUCAGAUAGUCCAAUACCAGGCAAUACUAUUACAUGUCAGCCGGAGGCCGGUCCCAUACCCCUGCACACCUUGCUGGACACGGUGCCAGAUGCUGAUGACAAAAAGCAAAAUGGUGCCGGGCCACUCCGCCCGCUGGACAAUAGGCUGAAAAAUGGCAUUGCCUCAGACCGCCCGGCACCUGGGUCCCUCCCACGGACCGCUGCCAAGAAAGUGCCUUCCCGGAAGCUACAGUCCAACCCCUCCCUCACCAGCCAGGGCAGCAAGAGGAGCUCCAAGUCAGCCACUUCCCAGAUCCCCUCCAAGGCACAAGAUGACUGCUGCGUGCACUGCAUCCUGGCCUGCCUGUUCUGCGAGUUCCUGACGUUGUGCAACAUCGUGUUGGACUGCGCCACGUGCGGCUCCUGCUCCUCGGACGAGUCCUGCUUCUGCUGCUGCUGCGGCUCUGAGGAGUGCGGUGACUGCGACCUGCCCUGCGACAUGGACUGUGGCAUCAUCGACGCCUGCUGCGAGUCGGCCGACUGCCUCGAGAUCUGCAUGGAGUGUUGCGGUCUCUGCUUCUCUUCCUGAGCCUCCCCACCCCCUCCCCUCCUCGCCAAGCAGCUCCGCAGCUCCAGCAGUACUGAAGAGAAUCGUGGCCUCCCAACAUUUUGCCAUAGCAGAGGACUAACCCAUUGCCUCGAUGCCCUUUAUGAAGUUCCUGUAGGGAGACAGAGAGCAGGUUGCUAAGAACUGUUGUGCUGGGCUGUCACUGAGCUGCGCUACGCUCCCAUGUGAACCUUUUGGGAAUGUUCUUGUCUUCUCUUCCGGCCUUUUCCAUGGCAAAUCCUAGUAGCAUAGACCUUAACCUACACCACAUGAUAUUCAUGAUGUUUCAGAAUGUUGCCAAAGAAACUGGGUUCAGUUAUUUGUCUAGAUAGACAUGAGAAUUUUUAAAAUGAAGAUGGAAGUGUCUUCAUGGUCAAUUAAACAUACAUUCAGCAUAAAAAUCAUUAGUCUUCACAACAAAGAGUCAUUUUCCAAGAGGUGCAGGCUGUAGCUCCCUGCCUCUUAUUGGAAAUGAAAGAGGAGUUCAAGUGGUCUUUCAACACUAAGCGGAGACACAGUGACAAAAAUAGAUUUGUAUGUUUAAUAUACACUAAUGUGAUAUACUGUUUGUGGUGCAACGUACUUUCUUCAGUAUGUGAAGGGAGGCUUCUGUCAUUUAAGUCUAAGGCUCUCUGUAUCCUGUGACAUUUUCUGAAUUCCGAAUAGUUUUUUGAUAGCUUUUUUUUGUUCCUGUUGUGCUGGAAAAGUUAGUUGAGUAAGGUCGGACACGCAGGAGAGCAGAUGAGUUUGGUUUCGCUAGCUGAAGCCCCAGUGUGUCUGUCUCUGCCUCUGUCUCUGUCUCUGCCAGGCAGGCAAGCAGCGUACAGCUUUGAGAACAAACACCACCUCCUUCGGUGACAGUGUCGCCGUAUGUGGCUCCGCAGCAGCUGGAGGACGCAGCCAAUAUUAGUUCCUUGAAAAUGGGCAAUUGGGGAUCAUCUCUAACACAGAGAAAUACAAAGCCUGCCUUCUGUCGGGAAACGAUCACAACUCCCCCCCGUGUGUUUGCUCAGGCUGUGCGGCUCCGGAAACGGAAUAAAAUGAUGCAGUGUGAAUAGUUUUGGUUUUUAAUGAAUGCUUAUAAAGGCACCAGGGAACCAAGAAGUAACAAAACAAGGAAGCCUGGCACUUUUAGAUUUUGCCAGUUGAUGUUUGCACCAGCAGCACUGUGACCCAUAUCGCACCAUGCGAGUCACUGCUGAGGACACACAUUGCAGAGACAGCAAGGUUCAGCGCGUGUGCAAACUGCGGGAGAAACAAAAAUGUCCAGACCAAAAGGAGAUCCAUGAAUUCCUGGGGAACAUGAUGAUGUAUAAAAGAGGAGUUGUUUUGAGGAUCAUAUAUGCCUAACAGUUUGAAUAAACGUUGAAUAAACAUUGACACCAUGUUUAGUAUUGCUAAUUGCAAAACGUAUCAUUUGUGAGCUCUGUUGCAAUCGGUUUUUGUACUGAACAAAGAAUAUUAAAAGCAUGAAGCACAAAUCACUUGGAUGAUGGCAAAGGUUAGUAGAGCUGUAAUAAUGAUCUGCUGUAGUUUGUAUCAAAGUACUGUAAAAAAAUCUCACCAAAGUCUGGCAAGGAAGGUUUUGGUCUCUAUAAUUACAUUUGUUUCUUCGUGGGAUAUAGACAUAUAUAUAAACUGGAACAAAUCAAAGAAUUCUAACUGCAUUCUGAGUUUCGUUUACUAUGCAAUUCUGCCAACGAACAAAAUGUUUCACUGUUAUUUUCAUACUGUUUAAAUGGGUUUCUAAGUCUGAAUAAAGAAAACCAUGUUGUAAUCUGUUGCUAACUUGUAAGGUCAAUGAGAGGCAUAAUACAUUAUGAAUCUUACAAAGCAAUUCUGUAUUUUCUGGAAUAAAUCUGCAGUUUAAAAUGA
Scleropages formosus (Asian bonytongue) is the source of this 2717-nucleotide messenger RNA. RefSeq names its product MyoD family inhibitor (gene mdfi). The coding region runs from base 66 to 824 and encodes 252 amino acids. The record is from RefSeq and is a predicted model, not a curated record. The transcript has 5 exons. NCBI's taxonomy places the organism in Eukaryota, Metazoa, Chordata, Actinopteri, Osteoglossiformes, Osteoglossidae.